AUGGCAGGCCAAGUCCAGCAGAAAAGCAUGUCUGGUGGCCAGGCGAACGAAAGCGGCAAGUACGGGCCUGUCCCGAAGCGAUGCGUGGUCACCGGAGGGCUUGGCUUCGUUGGCCAGCGGCUGGUGGAGACGCUGGUGGAGCGUGGGGCGGAGCAGGUGGUUUCUUUCGACAUAGUGCCUCCUGCGGCGAACGUGUGGCAACACAAGGCCAUAAAGUACGUCACGGCGGACCUCUGCGAUUAUGACGCAGUUCUGAAAGCCGUGGAAGGUGCCGACUGCGUUUGGCACAAUGCAGCCGCUGUCGGCCCAUUCCUCCCGAAACACUUUUACAAAAAUGUGAACGUCAUCGGGACGCGGAAUGUGCUGGAAGCGUGCAAGCAGCAAGGAGUGCGGAAGCUUGUUUUCUCCGCAACUCCAUCUUCAAGGUUUACGUGCACAGAUGAUGUGGACGGCAAGACUGAGGCAGAGAUGCCUGACAUACCGCAGGAGUGCUACGUGGCCGAAUACUCGGCUACCAAGGCAGAAGGAGAGCUCCUUCUGCGCAAGGCCUGCAAGGAGGAUGAGAUCCUCUUCGUUGCAGUUGCACCUCACACUGUCUAUGGGCCUCGAGACAACCUUUUCUUGCCCAACCUUCUGGAAGCUGCGGGCGUCGGGAAGCUGCGUAUCUUCGGCAGUGGCACGAGCCGCGUAGGGUACACACAUGUGGAUAACUAUUGCCACGGCCUCGUUAUAGCGGAGAAGCAAUUAUACCAGGGGUCGCCACAUCUGGGCAAGUUUUACGUCUGCACAGAUGGUCCGACCCAUCCGCAUGCGGAGGGCUAUAGCGUCUUCUGGGAAGAGCUCGACCAGGCAGUUACUGGCAUGGGCUUCGACUCCUUGUACAGUAAGACAGCUCUUCCUUACUUCCUGCUGAGGAUCAUUGCAUUCAUUUGUGAUGUCAUCAGCACCAUGACGGGCAAAAAGCUGAAGCUUGGUUGGUUCACCCUGCGGAUGCUGACCAUGCACAGGUGGUUCCGCAUUACAGCUGCUCAAAACGACUUGGGCUAUCAACCCGUGGUUUCCUACAAGGAUGGGUGGCCAGAUACCAUCGAAUGGUUUAGGAACAAGUGGCUGCCAACCUUUGACCCGAAGACGGCUUCCGGCACCACUGGAGGCAUUGCUCAGCAGACAGUCGACAAGGUGAAGAUCCAGGAGCAAAAGAUGCAGAAGUGA
Symbiodinium pilosum is the source of this 1212-nucleotide messenger RNA. The record is from the annotation of a GenBank genome assembly. Lineage: Eukaryota; Dinophyceae; Suessiales; Symbiodiniaceae.